Messenger RNA from Vollenhovia emeryi, 1534 nucleotides. It is a transcript of the gene Hr83, whose product is annotated as photoreceptor-specific nuclear receptor. Bases 1 to 1197 code for a protein of 398 amino acids. Gene Ontology annotation, molecular function: nuclear receptor activity; zinc ion binding; RNA polymerase II cis-regulatory region sequence-specific DNA binding. NCBI's taxonomy places the organism in Eukaryota, Metazoa, Arthropoda, Insecta, Hymenoptera, Formicidae. The record is from RefSeq and is a predicted model, not a curated record. The transcript is spliced from 7 exons. Gene Ontology annotation, biological process: cell differentiation; regulation of transcription by RNA polymerase II; anatomical structure development.
AUGGGACUAGUCAGUGACGUGCAAAUUGCUUUAAAUUCAAAAAAAAAAUCUGCGGUGAUAGAAGCUGAAAUAAAGUAUGAAUCCAAGAGAAGAAUACCACUUCUCGAAAAACAAUUGCUGCACGCGGAACCAGAGUACUUAACUGUAAAUAAUCUUCAUGGAAGAACUCUGCCUACACCAGUGUCUUGUAGAGUAUGUGGUGAUCGAUCAUAUGGAAAACAUUACGGCGUUUAUUGCUGCGACGGUUGCUCGUGUUUUUUCAAGAGAUCCGUGCGUCGCGGUGCUCUGUUCACUUGCACAAAUAGCGAUGGAUCCUGCACCGUUGACAAAGCUAGACGAAAUUGGUGUCCACAUUGUCGUCUAAAGAAAUGUUUCUCCGUUGGCAUGGAUACAACGGCGGUGCAGGAAGAACGAGGGCCGCGUGCACGAAAUAAUGCGCUCUCAAAUUCGCAUAAUUCUAACAUCACCUGGAAGCCUAGAGCCGAUUCAUCAACGACCUUUUGUUCACGCUUUAAUAAUGCCGAGAUAUAUUUGCCUUUCAAGAAUUCCACACUAAAUAAUACUUUAAUGACGAAGACGUUACGCGAGUCUGAAGCCAGAGAAAAUAUUUUCUUUCCUGUCAUGUCGCGCCAGCCGACGAGGAUUAUAUCGCCCGGUACGGCUAUACAGUAUGAAAUAUCUGCACAAAUAUUCCUGGCUGCUAUUCGGAACGCACGUCGCCAUCAAGACUUUUCGAUGCUGAAUGUGGAGGAACAAAACAAGAUGCUUCGUCGCGGAUGGUCCGCUCUUUUUGUUUUACGUGCAGCCACGUGGCCGAUUGAUUUGAUGAACGUACGAGGACAAGGUGCGACGAGUAACGACAGUGCUUCAGCCUGCAUAAUCGCAACGCGCACCGCUAUCGCAAAAUUGCAACUCGACGAUAUCGAACUAUGCAUUUUGGACACGUUUGCACUGUGUCGUCCCGAGAUCGCCGAUACUACCAACGGUUUCCACGUAAUGUCACAAGCGAGAAAUAAUGCUGUGGAAGCUCUAAUACGACAUCUUCAACAGCGAGACGAUCGCGAGAGCAAACUGGCGAAGAUUCUAUUUGUCCUACCACUUCUUACCGGAUGCUGCUCUCGAGAAUUGGCCGAAGAAUUGUUCGCACCAAUUAUCGGCGAUACAGAUCUGGAAAGAGUUAUCGCGUCUGUGCGAUAAAUCUUUCGCAACAAUGAAAAUAUUUAGUCGAUAAUCGCACAUUAUCAGAUCAGAUUUAAUAGAUAUUAAUCUGUAUAAAUCGUCCUACUUACAAUUAACUAUGUAAUGAUCAAUCAAAAAUACACAAAUUACAAUAGAGUGAAUUAAAAUGAAAGAUUGACGAUAGAUUCCUGUAAUUAUUCUCACUCUAGUUUAAUCGACACUAUCACCAUUUUAUUUGCAAAAAGAACACAACAGAACUCAUUCACUUUUCUAUUUACGUUAUAUAAAAUAUAUCCUGCCUAUUAUUUGGAAAAUCAAUCGAUCGUAAAGCGUUUUAAUUUCUAUCGAUAGAACU